Molecule: messenger RNA, 864 nt
Organism: Sabethes cyaneus
Lineage: Eukaryota; Metazoa; Arthropoda; Insecta; Diptera; Culicidae
Product: CD63 antigen-like
Exons: 4
Coding region: 1-864 (287 amino acids)
Cellular component (GO): membrane
Source: RefSeq, a predicted model, not a curated record
AUGGCUACUGAACGGAACGAUCUAAACAGGGGAAUGAGAUGUGUGAAAUGUAUGAUUUUUAUCAUCAACUUGAUGUUUCUGCUUACGGCAGUCUUACUGGUAAUGGUUGGAACAGCUAUCGGAACUAUUUUCGGAGAUUUUGAGUAUUUUAUCGAUUCACACUUUUUCUCGCCCGCUCAUCUGCUGGUAGCGAUUGGAAUCAUUAUAAUGGUGGUUUCCAUUUUUGGCUGCAUUGGAGCUAUCAAGGAGAGUACCGCAAUGAUCAACAUCUAUGGCGUCCUGUUGGCGUUGGUGUUUAUACUGGAAGUCGCAGCAGCUAUUUCCGCCUUUGUACUGCGAGGCGAAGUUGAAGAAAUGGUUCGUCGGACACUCAACGAAUCUAUGGCUAGUUAUAAUACCAAACCGUAUAUCCAAGAUUCAGUAGAUUUCAUGCAACGAGCUCUUGAAUGUUGCGGCGUCGAGAGUUAUAAGGACUGGGAGUACUUCCUGCCUAUUCCAACCAAUCCAGAUGAUAUCGAACUGCCUGAAUCGUGUUGCCUGCCAUCAACAAUGCAAGAGAAAUGUGUACCUUUCGAAGACGGUUGCUACACUCAACUGGGAUGGGUCGUUUCUCAGAGCGCAGCAUUGAUCGCUACCGGUGCAACAACUGUAGCUUUCGUUCAGAUUCUCGGCAGCAUAUGUGCCUUCAUGUUAGCCCGUACAAUUCGACGCACGAAAUCACUUCGAGCUGCUCGUCGCUGGCAGCUACAGCAAAGUUUGGGAAUAAUGACUAAGUUGCAUGACCCUCCCUACACACAGAUGGAAAAAUCAGCGAAAAAUGCGGAUUCGGAGAUGUAUCUUCCUAAUAGUCCAAGCGUCAAUUGA